Molecule: messenger RNA, 4099 nt
Organism: Lates calcarifer (barramundi perch)
Lineage: Eukaryota; Metazoa; Chordata; Actinopteri; Centropomidae
Product: dipeptidyl peptidase 9
Exons: 21
Coding region: 214-2892 (892 amino acids)
Biological process (GO): proteolysis
Molecular function (GO): dipeptidyl-peptidase activity; serine-type peptidase activity
Source: RefSeq, a predicted model, not a curated record
GUAACGUUUGAUUCCACAAGUCAUUUCCUCGUUGUUAGCAUAUUAGCAUCAAGCUAACUACCUGCUCUCUUUGAAAGUAGUUGGCUUCUGUCAUCUGUGGAGACCCUGACCGCUGUUUCCAACACAAGCGUCUCUUCGACACAACGAGAAAGUCUUUCAAGGACUUUAGGCAGAAAGUGGUGUCAGGUGUGGUCCAGGGUCGUUGAACGGUUAAUGCACAGAGUAAAGAGGCUGAAAAUCGAAGACGGAACAGAAGACGGCCAGAAAAGCGUCAGAGAAGCACUGGCAGGUAUGAUGGGGGAGGACGAGCUCUCGGAGAGCACAGAGGUGGUGGAGAUGGAGGAUGUGAAUCCCACCCAGUUCCAGGUGGAGAAGCAUACGUGGGAUGGCCUGCGGAAGAUCAUCCACAACAGCCGCAAGAACACCGGCGUGGUCAUCAACAAGGCGCCGCAUGACUUCCAGUUUGUCCAGAAGGACGAGAGCAGCCCGCACUCUCACCGCAUCUACUACCUUGGCAUGCCUUACGCCAGCAGGGACAACGCAUUACUCUACUCAGACAUUCCCAAGAAGGUCCGCAAAGACGCCCUGCUGGUUUUGUCAUGGAAACAGAUGCUGGAUCACUUUCAGGCCAGCCCACAUCACGGGGGCUUCUCCCGGGAGGAGGAGCUGCUGCGAGAGAGGAAGCGUUUGGGGGUGUCUGGCAUCACCUCCUAUGACUACCACAGAUCCAGCGGGCUCUUCCUGUUCCAGGCCAAUAGCUGUCUGUACUACUGCCGUGACGGUGGAAACAACAGCUUCAUUACUGCUCCCAUGAAUCCCGUUGAGAUUAAGACCGAGAGCUCAGGCACACGUAUGGACCCUAAGAUCUGCCCCGGGGACCCCAACUUUAUUGGCUUCAUCAGUAACAAUGACAUUUGGGUCACCAGCAUCGAGACGGGUGAAGAGAAGAGGCUCACCUUCUGCCACAAAGGUAUCGAUAACCCAAAAGAAGACCCUAAAUCUGCUGGUGUAGCCACUUUUGUCACACAGGAAGAGUUUGAUCGCUUCACUGGAUACUGGUGGUCACCAGCUGCUCGAGAAGAGUCGGAUGGUGGGAAGACGUUGCAGAUUUUAUACGAGGAGGUGGACGAGUCUGAGGUUGAGAUCAUCCAUGUCCCGUCUCCGGCCCUGGAGGAGCGUAAGACCGAUGUCUACAGAUACCCACGUGCAGGCAGCAAGAAUCCAGAUAUUACUCUCAAAAUAGCAGAAAUCAGGACAGAUAAUCUCGGCAAAAUUGUCAGCACACAAGAAAAGGAGCUUCCUGUUCCCUUCACCAGCCUGUUCCCAGAUGCUGAAUACAUCACCAGAGCUGGAUGGACAAAGGAUGGCAAAUAUGCGUGGGUGGUCAUGAUGGACCGGCGUCAGCAGCAUCUCCAGCUGGUCCUGCUGCCUCCAGCGUUCUUCAUCCCUGCAAAUCAGGACAAGACCAGCAGACAAGAGAGCCUGGAGACCCUUGGAGACACGGUCCAUCCUUUGAUCAUCUACGAAGAGACCAGCGACAUCUGGAUCAAUGUCCAUGACAUCUUCCAUCCCUUCAUCCAAACCAGCGAUGAUGAAAUCACCUUCAUCACCGUAAACGAGUCCAAAACAGGCUUCUGCCACCUGUAUAAGAUCACCUCAGUGUUACAGCGUGGCAGCUAUCACUGGGCCAAAGGUUACACUCACUCUGAAGAUGAUUUCAAGUGUCCAGUCAAAGAGGAGGUGACAGUAACCAGUGGGGAGUGGGAGGUGCUGGCCAAUCACGGAGCAAAGCGUUCAUCCAGUCCUCAGAUUUGGGUGGACGAGGUGGGGAAAGUGGUUUACUUCCAGGGAACCAAAGACUCUCCUCUGGAGCAUCACCUGUAUGUGGUGAGCUACGAGUCUCCGGGUGAAAUUGUCCGACUCACCAAACCUGGAUUCUCCCACAGCUGCUCUGUGAGCCAGACCUUUGACAUGUUUAUCAGCCACUACAGCAACUUGACAACCGCACCGUGCGUGCACAUCUUCAAGCUGCUCAGUUCAGACAGCGACCCACUUCACAAAGAGCCGCAGUUCUGGGCGAGCAUGAUGGAGUCCUCUGGGGCUGCAUUCGACAGCAUUCCUCCAGAGAUCUUCAACUUCACGGGGAAGUCGGGCUUCGAGCUGUACGGCAUGUUGUACAAACCACAAAACCUGGUCCCCGGCAGGAAGCAUCCCACUGUCAUCUUUGUUUACGGCGGUCCCCAGGUGCAGUUAGUGAAUAAUUCCUAUAAAGGAGUGAAGUAUCUACGGUUAAGCACUCUGGCAUCUCUGGGCUAUGUCGUAAUGGUGAUCGACGGGCGAGGAUCCUGUCAGCGAGGGCUCAAGUUUGAGGGAGCUGUGAAGGACAAAAUGGGUCAGGUAGAGAUCGAUGACCAGGUAGAGGGUUUGCACUACGUAGCUGAGAAGUACAAGUGCGUGGACCUGAGUCGCGUUGCCAUCCACGGCUGGUCGUACGGAGGCUUCCUCUCACUCAUGGGCCUCAUCCAUAAACCGGACAUCUUCAAGGUUGCCAUUGCAGGAGCUCCAGUGACCUUGUGGAUGGCCUACGACACUGGCUACACAGAGCGAUAUUUGGACACACCUGAAAAAAACCAGAAGGGAUACGAGGCUUGCUCUGUUGCCCUGCAUGUUGACAAACUCCCAAAUGAGCCUAACAGACUGUUGAUCCUGCACGGCUUUCUAGAUGAGAAUGUGCACUUUUUCCACACCAACUUCCUGGUGUCUCAACUCAUCCGGGCAGGGAAACCAUACAACCUGCAGGUUUAUCCCAAUGAGCGACACAGUAUCCGAUGUCCAGAGUCUGGAGAACAUUACGAGAUUACGCUGCUGCACUUCCUCCAGCAGAACCUCUGAUAAGCCUUUUCACACACUGACCUUCCCUUCCUUCCUCGCUUCCUUUGCCUCCUCUCCUCAUCUCCUCCUUCACAUUCUCAUUUAUUUAAACUUGCAUCUCCUUCACUUUUCACUUGAUUUUAUAUAUAAACCGAAUGCAGGCUAUGCCUAAACCUCGUCACACCUCAAGAGUCGUUCGUCAGUCUUAAAGGUGCUGUAGCUUUUUAGCACUGAUAAAUCAUUAAAAGAUUAUUAUUCAGAUGUUAGUAUAGUUACCAUAAAUAAGCCUCUUAUAGUCUUUGAGGCCUUAUGUUACCAUGAAGGGAAACUGCCUCAAAACAAGCAGGGGGUGCUGUUCACACAGAACAAACAGGGCUGACGCUCUUUGAGAUUAUAGUGAAAAAAACAAAAAACAAAUCAAAAUGUGAGAGUGAUGAAUACUGACUUUAAAAAAUGUUUCUUAAUGCACCUUUAACAGAACAGAAUUUUCAGCAAUGCAAAAAACCUGCUGAGUCCAGUUUUUGGAAACAACUUCAAGUGAUUUCUCAUUUAAUUUCUUUUGUGCCAUUUCUUUUUUUUUUUUUUUCGUGAUCAGCUCUCUUAUUGUUUUCCUGUUUCCAUAAUAAACACUGGAGUGAAGUUAGCAAACAUGAACCUCUAUAAGAUCAGACAACAAGCUCUCAUUCCCCUUUGACAUUUACUUUAUAGUUUUUGUUUUGUUUUGCUUUGACUCCAUGUUCUUAUGUGCUGGUAUGGAAGACUCUUUAUGUCGUGUGUCUCACUUAGGCAGAUCUACAAGAAAAAAAAAAUUACUUGUCACAUUUUUAUUGUGUAUUGUUAAAGUAUUUUUAUGGAUUAUUAUGCAUCUGUAAACUGGUGGAAGUAAGUAGCAACCUCUUGCUGUUUCACUCAAUCGCUUGCUUUGUUUUUGCGGGAUCUUCUUUUUCUUCUGCUGCUGGGGACUUUUGCACAUAUUUCAUGUUUGCCUUUGUGCCAACAAACUGAACCUUGAGAUGAUGUUUGACACAACUGUUUGCAGUCUGAGGUGCCUUUCAAGAGCUUAAGAGCGCCUGCUCAUAUAGUUAAUAUCAGGGAAUCUGUCUGAGGACCUAGGACAAUAAAAAUGCCUUGUUACAUGUGUGUCUGAUGACCAACUGUAAGAUGAGCUACCAUCACCUGUACUCUCAGAUACUGAAGAAAUAAACAGAAGUGAACAAUCUUUUUCAAA